Messenger RNA from Juglans regia (Persian walnut), 1170 nucleotides. RefSeq lists its product as uncharacterized. The transcript has 3 exons. NCBI's taxonomy places the organism in Eukaryota, Viridiplantae, Streptophyta, Magnoliopsida, Fagales, Juglandaceae. Bases 1 to 1170 code for a protein of 389 amino acids. The record is from RefSeq and is a predicted model, not a curated record. Gene Ontology annotation, molecular function: nucleic acid binding; RNA-DNA hybrid ribonuclease activity.
AUGGGGGUUUUUAAACUACCUUGGUCCCUUCUGAAAGAUAUAAACAAGGUAAUGAGAAAUUUCUGGUGGGGUCAGGUUGAAGAGGAAAGGAAAAUCCAUUGGGUAUCUUGGAAGACAAUGGGAAAACUGAAAACAGCUGGUGGCAUGGGCUUCAGAGAAUCACAUAGUUUCAACCUUGCAAUGCUGGCAAAACAAGGUUGGAAGCUAUUGCAUCAUCCUCAAGCUCUAGCUUCUCUAGUACUGAAAGCUAAAUAUUUUCCCCACAGUGAAUUUUUUCAAGCCAAACUAGGAAGCAAGCCUUCUUUCAUCUGGAGGAGUAUAAUGGAUGCUAGAGAACUUGUUAAAAGGGGCACCAGGUGGAGAGUAGGAAAUGGUGAAGCUAUUAAAAUCUGGGAGGAUAAGUGGGUUCCAAAACUUCCAUAUGCUAAGAUUAUGAGUCCAGUGAGGGUACUGAGUCCCGAGGCUUUUGUUAGUAUCUUAAUUGAUCCUGGCACAAAACAAUGGAAGACUAGUAUGGUGGAGGAUCUGUUUUUACCUGAAGAAGCUACUUUGAUCAAGCAGAUCCCUAUUAGCUUUAACAACAGCCCUGACAAACUAAUUUGGUCAGGAUGUAUGGCACCAGUGCUCAAGGAAACUUCAAAAAUGUUCCUCCCCAAACCUACAAUCAAGAAUCUCAUAAAAGAGCUGGAGGAUUCAGGAGGCAAGGAACUGGUUGAAGAGUUUGCUGUGGUGGCUAGAAGAGAUGCUGCUGUCGAUAGAAUUCAGUGCAAGAUUGGGAUAGGCCUAAUCAUCAGGGACUGGAAUGGGAGGGUGGUGGCAACUUCAAGGAAAUUUAGACCCCUCUUCCCUGACCCUUUGUUGGCAGAGGCUAUGGGAGCUAUAGAAGCCUCUUGUUUUGGUCUACAGCUGGGAAUCAAAAGGAUCAUCCUUGAAGGCGACUCCAAGAUAGUCAUCUCAGCAAUAAACAACAGAGAGGAGAAUUGGUCAGCUAUGGGUAUGCUCAUUGAAGAUGUCAAGAUUAAGCUAAAUAGCUAUGAAGAGUGGUCAGCUUCACAUGUUAGGAGGGAAGGAAAUCAAGCUGCUCAUAAGCUUGCUAGGGAUGCUUUGUUACAUUCCAUCUCUUCUGUUGAUAUGGGAAUUAUUUCUCAUUGUAUUCAUGAUUGUAACUGA